AUGAAUGAGGCUGAAGUGAGAAAGCGUCUACAGGCCUCUGUCAAGAACGUCGGCAUAGAACUCAAGAACGUCGAGCACCUCGCCAAGGAGAAAACUGACCUCGCGAAGCUGUGGGAUGCAUCUAUCAAGGAUCACCUCACCAAGGUAGAAGCCGAGGCGAAGAAAUGGCUGGGAGCUUGUAUCAUUACCGAAACCGAGAUAGGAAUCACCAAGAUGAUAACAACUCUUGAAAAACUGGAAGCCGAUCUGAAGAAAAAGGAGACCGGCAAAGACAAGGCCGCCAUUGAGAAGAAAGCAAAUGAAGCUUCCGAAAAACUCGACAAGGAAAUCAAGAUUGCUGAGGAUGCUGUGGUAACGCAAGAAACCGUUGUCAAGAAGGCAGAAACAGACCUCGAAGCGAAGAAAGACGUAUCCACUAGAAAUAGAACCGAGCUGGAAGAUGCGGAAGCCGAGCUCACCGCCAUCGUCAAGCAGAUUGCUACUGAGAAGGACAAGAAGAAACUGGCGGGUCUCAACAAGAAAAAGACGACACUGGAGGGUCAGAUCACUAAAAUCAAGGCUGAAAAGAGCACAGCAGAUACCGCCAGGACAAAGGCACAGAGAGAGCGCGUCAAAACUAGGAAAGCACUGUUGAAGAAGAAGAAGAAGAAGAAGAAGAAGAAGAAGAAGAAGAAGAAGAAGAAGAAGAAGAAGAAGAAGAAGAAGAAGAAGAAGAAGAAGAAGAAGAAGAAGAAGAAGAAGGCCGUUGACAGAAAGCAGAGGGAGAAGUGGUCUUUGGGAUCAGAGGGGCUUGCAAAAGUCAUUACUGGUCUCAAAGAGGACCAGAAGGUUGUGGCAAACUUCAAAAAAGCUGCUGGUACUGUAGCUAUGCCCAAACCCGUCUGA
Molecule: messenger RNA, 885 nt
Organism: Ascochyta rabiei
Lineage: Eukaryota; Fungi; Ascomycota; Dothideomycetes; Pleosporales; Didymellaceae
Exons: 1
Coding region: 1-885 (294 amino acids)
Biological process (GO): nucleosome assembly
Cellular component (GO): nucleosome
Molecular function (GO): DNA binding; structural constituent of chromatin
Source: RefSeq, a predicted model, not a curated record